CCCACCCUGAUAUUCUUUCUGCUUGCUCUGUCUAACAGUGGCAAGCUGGUCUCUCCCAAGUGGAAGAACUUCAAAGGCCUCAAGUUGCUAUGCCGGGACAAGAUCCGGCUGAACAACGCCAUCUGGAGAGCCUGGUACAUUCAGUAUGUGCAACGGAGGAAGAGCCCAGUGUGUGGUUUCGUGACCCCUCUGCAGGGGUCUGAAGCUGAUGAGCACCGGAAACCUGAGGCUGUCGUCCUGGAGGGUAAUUACUGGAAGCGGCGCAUCGAGGUGGUGAUGCGCGAAUACCACAAGUGGAGAAUCUACUACAAAAAGCGGCUCCGUAAGUCCAGCAGGGAAGGGGAUUUCCUGGCUCCCAAGCAGACCCCACCAUCUCCCCCAGGGCAAUCCUAUCUGUCUCUACUUCAGCUUCCCCUGAGUGUGACAGGAACUGUUUCACAGUCUCUUGUAGAAGCCUUCCACCUCUCCUGGUCCCUAUCCAACCUCUCCAGUGUGGGAACUGUGUCUAUGGCCUCUUCUGAGUUCUUAAUAUCAUUUGCUGUCCUCUGUGUCCCAAUUACAGAUUUCUUCACCAAUUACCGCCCCCCUCAGACGCCCACAUCUUCAAACUACCUGGAGUCCCCCAGCUUUGGCCCCAUGGCUGACUCCCUCUUCAGCAGUGGGAUCCUGGCCCCAGAGAUGCCAUCUCCAGCCUCAUCUUCCUCCUCCUCAGGCAUGACCCCUCACUCAGGGAAUACACGCCUACAGGCUCGGAACAGCUGCUCUGGACCCUUGGAUCCCAACCCCUUUCUGAGCUCUGAAUUCCUUCUUCCUGAAGACCCUAAGACCAAGAUCCCACCUGCUCCUGGACCGACCCCUCUCCUUCCAUUCCCCACCCCUGUCAAGGUGCAUGGCUUAGAGCCCUGCACCCCCUCUCCCUUCCCCACAAUGGCUCCGCCCCCCUCUUUGUUGCCAGAAGAAUCUCUCCUCUCUGCCAGGUUCCCAUUCACCUCGGUCCCUCCUGCUCCAGGAGUGUCUACGCUUCCUGCACCCACAACCUUUGUCCCCACCCCACAGCCCGGCCCUGGUCCCGCCCCCUUCCCUGUAGACCAUCUGCCCCAUGGGUACCUGGAACCCGUCUUUGGGCCUCACUUCACUGUGCCUCAGGGAAUACAACCCAGGUGCAAGCCCUCCUCCCCAUCCCCUGGGGGACAAAAAGCCAAUCCACCCACCUUGGCCUCUGCCACCACCAGUCCCACUGCCACUGCCACUGCCAGAGACAACAACCCCUGUCUUACACAGCUGCUCAGGGCAGCCAAGCCUGAGCAAGCACUGGAGCCUCCGACUAUGCCCAGUACCCUCCUCCGGCCUCCAGAGUCCCCGCAGGAUACAGUCUCUGAAAUCCCCCGUGCCCGUGCCUUUUUCCCCCCAAUCCCGGCCCCUACACCACCCCGGCCACCUCCAGGCCCAGCCACAUUGGCUCCUCCCAGGUCCCUGGUUGUCCCCAAAGCAGAGCGGCUCUCGCCUCCAGCCUCCAGCGGCAGUGAGCGGCGACUAUCAGGGGAUCUCAACUCCAUACAACCCCCGGGGGCACUGAGUGUCCACCUGUCUCCCCCUCAAACUGUCCUAAGCCGGGGUCGUGUAGACAACAACAAGAUGGAGAACCGACGUAUCACACACAUCUCCGCGGAGCAGAAGAGGCGGUUCAAUAUUAAGCUAGGAUUCGACACCCUGCACGGACUUGUCAGCACGCUCAGUGCCCAGCCCAGCCUCAAGGUGAGCAAAGCAACCACGCUUCAGAAGACAGCGGAGUACAUCCUGAUGCUGCAGCAGGAACGGGCAGCCAUGCAGGAGGANGCGCAGCAGCUGCGGGAUGAAAUAGAGGAGCUCAACGCUGCCAUCAACUUGUGCCAGCAGCAGCUACCGGCCACCGGGGUGCCCAUCACACAUCAGCGNUUUGACCAGAUGCGGGACAUGUUUGAUGACUAUGUCCGGACGCGCACGCUGCACAACUGGAAGUUCUGGGUAUUCAGCAUCCUCAUCCGACCUUUAUUUGAAUCCUUCAAUGGGAUGGUGUCUACCGCCAGCUUGCACAGCCUCCGCCAGACCUCACUGGCCUGGCUGGAACAGUACUGUUCCCUACCUGCUCUCCGGCCAACUGUCCUGAAUUCCCUUCGCCAGCUCAGCACUUCCACAAGUAUCCUGACUGACCCCAGCCUCGUGCCUGAGCAAGCCACACGGGCGGUCACUGAGGGCACCCCGAGGAGACCAUUAUAGUCCUGGUGAAGGUUUCCAAGCUCCAGGAACAACUUGUGGACAUGCUUCUAAAAAUCNUGGCUGGCCNUUUCCCUGCAGAUCUGGAAGGUUCCAAGUGUUGUACUCACCACCUCCUUGGGGAUGGAAAAGAACCUAGCUCCAUUCCUGCAUUGUUGCUAAUGCUAUGAUCCCUGGUGACUCAUAUCCCAUCUUUGGACCUCCCUUUAAUAACAGAGGGCCCCAAAUGCAUUAGCGGCUGCAGCGCUGGGGACCUAAGCAGGAGCUCUGAUGAGAGAUGUAGGUCUGUUUCCUCACAACUUCCUGCUUUGGAUAAAGGGUACCACCUUUUGUUCCUGAGCAGGGAGGUAGAGCAGGAGAUCUCCUCUCUUUGCCUUUGCACUAGUGACAUGGGGAGCUACAGGGUGGCUUCCUGGCUGAGGCCACUGGGGUCUGAUGCCAGGAGAGAUCAGGGCAAGGGCUAGCCAGAGCAUGGCAGGCAUCUUGCAUGAAUGUAGAUGUGUGUGUGCGUAUGUGGAUUUUAUAAAAAAGAAAAUGUUCUUGAUCAAUAAAAGCAAAAACUGUCUGCAAGGGUUGGUGUUGGUGUGACUGGCAAUGUGUCUCAGUAUGGGACUCAGAGCUGCCAGCAGUGAAAGGUGACAUAGAAGACCGAUUCUGUGGGUUAUAAACAANCUUUGAGUACUUUU
This is a messenger RNA of Mus caroli (Ryukyu mouse), 2939 nucleotides long. Lineage: Eukaryota; Metazoa; Chordata; Mammalia; Rodentia; Muridae. The record is from RefSeq and is a predicted model, not a curated record.